AUGCGGUUCGGAACGAACGCCAUAGUUACAGCUACGUUGCUAGCAGCGGUACAAACCACCGCUAGCGUCAUUUCUCGAAGCAAGAGCACAGAUGCCUGUGGCCAAAUAUACCAGCGUGUUCAUAACGCUAGGAAUGGCAACAGCACUGUAAUCAUACCAGGGGAGCUGGGGCUUCAGUGUCUUCAGGCCAUGCCCUUUGAAUCAAGUCGCGCUGUCUUAUGGGUGAAAGAAUUUCGCAAAUGGCUCCUCUUCCAGUCCGAUCUUGAGAUCUUAAAGGAUCCUCCGCCGGGCUACCAAAUGCCCGCUACGGAUCUCAUUGGAACCCUCGAUCAGAUUGAGAAAAGAGCUGCUGGUGAAUCCUACAAAAACCAUUGGGAGUUUGACACUGAUGUGAAAAAUAUGAUCGGCUCUGCUUAUGAUGGGCACUUGGAUGUUUCGACGUGUCCGUCUUCGCUCAUGACUUACACAAACGAUGUACCGCUUGUAUCUGUUUCGUCGAAUGGGAUGGCUAUUCCGAAGGUGUACACAUUCGCCGACGCUAGACUAUUGAAGUCUCACCAGGCCAGGGUGUCACCAAUCGUCUCAAUUAAUGGGGUCGAUGCUGCAUCGUAUCUGGAAGAAAUAUCAUUGACAUCAAAGUCUCAGGAUCGUGAUGCAUUGUACAAUGAAGUUUUUCUCUCAAAUCCAAUCGCGGCCAAAGGGGAGUCCUGGGCACUCAACGGUUUAUUCAGUCAAACUACAGUCUGGCCUGGCGCAAAUCAUACGCUUCGCUACGCAAAUGGCACUUCUCAAGUGGUCAAAACGGUUGUCGAACUUGAAUCAUGGAACUGGAAGUCCGGUAAGGCACGAUACAAUGCUUUGUGUCUUCCAUCUUCGACCUCUUCGACCUCUUCGAAGCGCUCCUUGUCACCAUCCUCUCAAGUCUCAAAACGCUCAUCACGAUCCAAAAGCCCUUCAGGUUACCUGAUUCCGUACUCCAACACUACCGAGUACUCUCUGCUCAGUUUCUUUCCAAAGAGCAGCAACCUAAAUGAAACAGCAGUUCUUGCCCUUCCUUCGUUCAAACCGGAGGAUCUUGCGCAGUUUAACAAUCUCGCCCGGAAUUUCAUCAAGAAAGCUGCUAAAGAGGGGAAAAAGAAGAUGAUCAUCGAUCUCCAGGGCAAUGGAGGUGGUACUAUUUCUGCAGGCUGGAACUUGUUUCGACUCUUCUUCCCGGAUCAAGAGGUCUACUCCGCGACCCGUUUCCGUGCCCACGAAGGCAUCAAUUUCAUCGGAGAAGCAUUCGCACGUCUACCCCUCAACAAUCCCGACACUUACGGUAAUAUGCUAGACUGGAAGGAGAAUGUCACACCUGAUCAAGAGGCUGCUUUCUCCUCCUGGGCAGACCUUUACGGACCCUACGAACUGUUAGGAGUGAAUUCCUCCAGUCUCUUCGCAAACAACCUAACAGCAAUUUCCUAUCCCGGUGCGGAACCCGUGAGUGGAUACGGCGCAAUACCUCUCGAUCCGAAGACCCAGACUUUCGCGGCCGAGGAUAUCAUUCUGAUUACUGACGGCUACUGUGCGUCCACUUGCACCCUAUUCACCGAGCUGAUGAAAGCUCAAGGCGUCCGCAGUAUCGCCUUCGGUGGACGACCACUGGCUGCUCCUAUGCAGGCUAUGGGUGGUAUCAAGGGUGCACAGGUAGAAAAUCUCGCCGAUAUGGCGAACCUCCUGGCGGUUGCGAAAGAAUUAGCCAAAUCUUCGUCACUUCUUUCUGAUGAGGACUUGGAAAAUUGGGACAAAUAUGUCCCCAGUCCUCUCAGUGAGUUCCCUUACCAGACGAGCAAUGCUACCGUGAAUCUUCUGAACGCGUUCGGUCCUACAAACGACAUCGUGCCCAGGCAAUUUAUUUAUGAAGCAGCUGAGUGUCGUCGCUUUUUCACAUUUGAAAAUAUUGUGGAUCAGGAAACUACCUGGGCAUCUGCUGCUGAUGCUAUGUUUUAUGGUGGCGGUUGUGUGGAGGGCUCUAUGAAUGGCCCUGGAAGCCUUAUUCCGGCAUCAGCGUAG
Messenger RNA from Penicillium longicatenatum, 2049 nucleotides. RefSeq lists its product as uncharacterized. Bases 1 to 2049 code for a protein of 682 amino acids. The record is from RefSeq and is a predicted model, not a curated record. The transcript is spliced from 4 exons. Gene Ontology annotation, biological process: proteolysis. Gene Ontology annotation, molecular function: serine-type peptidase activity. NCBI's taxonomy places the organism in Eukaryota, Fungi, Ascomycota, Eurotiomycetes, Eurotiales, Aspergillaceae.